Molecule: messenger RNA, 1145 nt
Organism: Suillus bovinus
Lineage: Eukaryota; Fungi; Basidiomycota; Agaricomycetes; Boletales; Suillaceae
Exons: 2
Coding region: 115-1005 (296 amino acids)
Source: RefSeq, a predicted model, not a curated record
GAUGUUAUAAUUUCUCACGACUCUUCCAUUCAUUAAUGACAACAUCCCUAUUAACAUUUCGGGUCCCCUCAACAAAGUCGGGACGCUAUCAUUCCUGCUCAUCCAUCUCGCAACAUGUCUAGCACGCUAGUUCUUGUCAACACAACCUCGAGCUCCUCGUCACUCUCCCGAUCCAACCAUGAAGGUAAAACUGAACGUAGCAUGCAUUCAGCACGAUCCGUAGAAGAGGACGACGACCUCACAAUCCGUCCGAGUCCUAGACGCAAACCUCCCCUCAAAAUCCCCAAACAACACGUCAUCACAAACACAAUCACGUCCUACCUAUCCAAAUCCGACAGUCAUGAAGAGGUGGUCUUGGUCACAAUCAAUAGCUCACCGGAGGUGUCUUUCACUUUACACAAACCCCUCCGAAAUAGACGAUCAUUGGAAGAAAACGCAUGCGAAGCUAUACAAGACCUAAUGGACGCACACGAAUUCUUCGAGAUCAUCAAAAACCCACAGACGGAGAAUUACAAAGACGUACUUCCUUUCCUCAUCACGAGAAGAAAGAAGUUUUUCAAGAAACGUCUGUGGGCAGUACGAGCCACGUUAAAAUCCAUGAACGGGGAAUGGAGUACACUGGAUACCUCCCCUUCGAUCCAUGAGGAGUUUGCAAGUUUUAGCAGCAUCGCGUGCUUGCGGUUUGGCGCGCUGCCGCCUGUGGACAUGCUCAUUAAGCUGUCUAUCGAGAUUCAAACGUGCGCGCGCGUCAAUAUCGAUGAAGUACCAAUGGGGCGGCUGGUACAGAUUUUUGACCGCAUGUUUGAGGACUGCCAUCUGCUUUUGCGAUCGCGCACGGUUGCGAAGGCGGUACCGAGGUCAGGGGUUGCUGCUGCGAAGUCCGCAAUGGAGAGGUUUUUACCGCUUUCGGGCGGCGUGGAUUAUUUGAUAAAGUUUUGUAGGAAUACUUUUUGUGGUCGAGAGGUUCGUUACCAGUGGACCGACAGGGGUCGUUUCGAGGAUUAAGUGGGGCUGACGGUCAACACAACGUCUGUAGCAAUAUCACGGAAAGCAGUAGACACUUUUUAGAAGUAAUAAUUCUUGUAAGAUACAUUGUAUUACAACAUUAAAAAACACCAGUUCAAGUUGUCCUGGCACAACCAAUG